GAGGCGGUGCCAACAUCUGAAUAAGGCUGGAUGGCUAAAGCACGCACAGAGGUGUUUUCAUUUGCCACUUGUUGCCUCGUUACACCUGGUUUACUGCCACUAACCUGUCUGGGCUUGACCACAUUGUUUCCUGUUUGAGGGAACCCAUUGUGGAGUUAUUGCACACAGUGGGGGAGGUAACUUACCAGAAUUCCUCUAUUACUGUUCAGUUGAUGUGUGGAAAUAGCUGUACAGAGGGGGAGUCGAGGUGAAGGAAAGAGUUGAAACGGGCAGAUAGAGGACACAGGACAGUAGCGACAGGUUUAGAGACUUCUUCUUUACCCUUCACCUUUUUCAUCCUCCGGCUCUUCCUCCAUCAUGACUGCCAGGCAGACAGUCAUGCUCCUGAUGGUGGUGGUGGUCCUCUCACUGCCAGGCUUCAUUCACAGCUUCCAGCCACUCUUCUCAUUUGAUGGAAAUUCCACCACUCACCGUGACAUCACACAACGGGCCGUCCUCAGGAAGACGGCCGAGGUCUGCCGGGAUAUCGCUGCCUCUGAGGGACGGGAUUUCAGCCUGACUAUUGAUGACAGCCUGUCAGCUGACAUGGUGCAAAGGGCCUGUUCCUCUACAGGUACUUCCACAUCUCUCCUCUCUAGUGUCUUGUUCCAAACUGCAAUUGCCAAUAUGUACUUCAGCAAUGCAAAAGUGGACGUGGUGUACGCCCUGAGUGAGGAGCACCAUUUUGAUGAUGAGACCUUCCAGGGAGGACGGGAUGUCAUCACAGCAGGUGUGUCUGCUGUCAAGGCCAGUGUGAAGCUGGAGAAUUUUGUCGCAGGGAGAUGGACUCUCGGACGAGUCCUUCACACCUUACAGGACUUCUACAGCCACAGUAACUGGGUGGAGCUGGGGAACAAUGCUCCUUACAGCAUUCUGAUCAGACCAGACCAGCCUCUUGAGAACCUGGCAGACCCAAGUACUCCAACCUGUAGAAACUGUACAGGAGGGAACUGUGCCAACAACCUCCUGCCUGACCUCCUGCAGCAGGGGCUUCUCACAUCGGGCUACUUCAACAUCUUCUCCUCAGCAAAACCUACAGGUAAAUGCAGCCAUGGUGGUUCAUUUGACAAGACAAGCAAACGGGACCCAGUGGGGGGUAUCAGUAAGGAUGACGUUGGGUCUAGUCAUGGCUCACUUCACCACAAGGCAGCUGAUUUGGCUGUGAAUGCCACUAUGGAGCUACUGGAGGACAUCAGAGGAGCUGUCGGAGACAAGAACUUCCUGCGACUGAUGGGCCUCUCCCAGUCCUCUGUGCUGUGCUUCGUCAUUGACACCACAGGCAGUAUGAGUGAUGACAUCGCCGAGGCCAAGAGAGUUUCCUUCGACAUCAUUGACAGUAAGAGGGGAACCCAGCAGGAGCCCUCUGCCUACAUAUUGGUACCUUUCAAUGACCCAGGUUUUGGACCUCUGAUUAUGACAACCAAUGCAGAUGUAUUCAAAGAUAGCAUCAACAUGCUGUCUGCCAAUGGAGGAGGGGACGUGCCAGAGUUGUGCUUGUCUGGACUGCAGCUUGCCCUGACUGCAGCUCCACCCUCCUCUGAGAUCUUUAUUUUCACCGAUGCUCCAGCUAAAGAUGCCCAUCUGAAGAGCACCAUCACUGCCCUUAUAGAGAGCACCAAGUCUGUGGUUACUUUCAUGCUGACAGACGUCCUGGCCAGUAGACGGCGCCGUAGAAGCGUUCAAGGUGGGAUUUCACGUGCAAUGAGCCAAUCGGAUGCCCAGCUGUAUCGAGACCUAGCCCGAGCCUCUGGGGGUCAGGCCAUUGAGGUCACUAAGUCAGAUCUUUCUGUUGCUACAAGUGUUAUCGAGGAUUCAUCAGCCAGCGCUGUGGUGACAGUUUUCCAGGUAGUGAGGAAUCCUGGAAUUCCUGACAAUUUCACAUUUACUGUUGAUGGUUCAUUAAGGAACAUGACUGCGUACGUCACAGGGGCCUCAUCUCUCACGUUCAGUCUCACCAGCCCCACAGGUGUAUCUCAGAGUUCCAGUCAGUCCAGUGGUCCUCUGGCAUCUCUCACUACAGCAGGAAACCUGCGUCGUUUAAGCCUCGACACAGACAAUCAAACAGGGUCAUGGCAAAUCAGCGUUAACUCCAAUAGUCCCUACUCUGUUAAGGUCACAGGUCAAAGUUCGGUGAACUUCAUUUAUAACCUUGUGGAGGCGCAUGAAGGAGCUCACGGGGACUUCAGUCUGAAGGAGGGACGACCUCUUUCAGGUGGUAAUGCCAGCCUCUUGGUCUCUGUGACAGGAAGUGACACAGUAAAGGUCACAGAGGUCACUCUGUUUGACAGCUCAGGGCCAACGGAGGUCAACGGAUCACUACAGUCGAAGGGAAGUGGCAACUUCCUGGUGACAUUCAGUGGAGUACCACCAGGUGACUUUGUGGUCCGCCUGAAAGGAGAGGACAGCAGCUCCACCUCCAGGUCGGCACCGAGCAGCUUCCAGAGACAGGCCUCCACACAGAUCAAGACCUCCAGCAUCUCUGUGACUUCUCAAGCCAACAACACCAACGUAGAACCUGGCUCCACCGUCUCCAUCCCAUUCACCGUCACCACAUCCACCAACGGAGUUGUUAACGACUCUGCAACCGGGACGUUCACAGUACGAGCCAACAACGACCGCAGCUAUGCUUCCACCUCACCCAGCACGGUGACCAUAGCGACAGGAGGUGGAGGCGCGGCCAACGGCACUGUGACCUUAACUGUACCGUCCACUGCUGCGUCGGGAACAGACGUGACCCUCACAAUUGAGGCAGAAAACGCAGCUGCCACCGACGUCAACUACGCUGUGCUCAGGUUUUCUGUGGCUGCCAAGGUGACAGAUGUUACCCGCCCUGUGUGUCAGGAAGUCAGUACAUCAACCAGCUGUCCCUCCUCUUCGUCACUCUGUGCUUCCUCACAGUGGGAAUUCAUUGCUAAUCUCACCGAUGGCAUCAACGGGACCGGGAUCGAGAGCAUCACCGUCCGCCAGGGGAACGGUACCCUCAACACCAGCACGGUGGCUGGAGCAGAGGGCGAGAACAUUACAGUGGCUACCUACAGCGCCUCCUGCUGUUCACAGAAUGUAGAGCUGGCUGUCGUGGACAAAGUAGGAAAUGUGGGGAGGUGUGUGGGACAGGCUAGAGAAUCUACCACGUCUGCACCUGUGACUACAGCUGCACUUAACACAACAUCCACAGGAGGGCUCACUUUGAGCAUAUCACGCUGUCUCUGGAUCAGUGUUGCGGUUUCUCUCUUUUGGAAGUAAAAGAUAAAUGUAAAUCACACUGUAAAUAUAGCACAUGACUCAAGUCUUUAACCUUUUUAUUAUCUCUGCUUGAAGAGAAUAGAUUUAUUUACUGCCUAUGUGUUUUGGAUGUAUGAAAAAUUGAGAUACUUUGUACAAUUGAUUUAAAAUAAUGGCGGUGUGUAGAUCUGUUGCACUCAUAGCUAAGUGGUGAAGAUAAUGUAACAUAUCUCCUAAUCCAACUUCUUCCAAUUUACAAUUUACAAAUUAUAAUGAAUAUGUAUACAAUACAAGUAGUUUUAGAUUUUCAAUUUCUAGUUACAUUUCUUCUGAUGUGUAUCUUUAUAGUAAUUUUGAGAAACACUGUUGUAUUAAGGGGAUAUUGAAUUUCUAGACAGGUAUGUUUUUUGGUUUCUUUGUUCUAUUGACCGGUCUCAUGGUUUCUGUUUGAUAAAUGGUGAUGAACAAUAGGCUGAACUCCAUUCUUGACAGCUUCCUUACAGAAACCUGUGCCUGAUGUCAGACAUGCAUUAUCACUGAUAGCAAUUCUCUGUUCAGUUUUACUCUGUUCAGCAUACUCGAGAUGAGGAUGUAGGUAAACAACAGAAACACUUAUUUGCAACACAGUAGGGCAUGUGUGUGUGUGAAACAGUGCAAUCAUUAAUAUAUAACUCAUAAAAAUGGGUAAUAUUUAACAUGUGUGUCAUCAUGAACUGCCUAUUAAUGCAGUAAUGAAAGAAUUUAUUUCAGCUGUGUCUACAUGAAAUACAAAUACUAUGUCUUGGUAUUCUUUCUAUUUUCGAUGCACACUGUUUU
Seriola dumerili (greater amberjack) is the source of this 4077-nucleotide messenger RNA. It is a transcript of the gene vwa10.2, whose product is annotated as von Willebrand factor A domain-containing protein 7-like. The transcript is spliced from 18 exons. The record is from RefSeq and is a predicted model, not a curated record. NCBI's taxonomy places the organism in Eukaryota, Metazoa, Chordata, Actinopteri, Carangiformes, Carangidae. Bases 358 to 3282 code for a protein of 974 amino acids.